GUGACGAUAAGCUGCCAGCGUCUAUCUCUCGCUUCGGUGAUGCUAUCCAUUCCGGUACUCUCAGCCCGGUCUUCUGUGCUUUUUCAACCAUAAACGACAUGGAUUGCAGAACCGAGAAGAAAGAACAUCGCCUGAGCAGCCUGAUAACGACGACCAAUACUGAUACGGCCAUUGAAUGGACUGAAUCGCCAAUGAAAAAUAUCCCUUCUACUGCGAAUUACGGGUUUUUCAUGUCUCGGGCGUGGCAGACGACGACCACGGCAACCGUGACACCGAUAGUAUGCGCAUGUCAGAUUACACUGGGAGCAGUCGAGACCGUGAGUCCUUCUACUCUGACUACCACAUAAGCCUAUCCUCCAUCCGGUACUCUUUGGGCAGACUGGACGGCCGUAAUGACAUGCUGCCAGGCAUUUUAACCAGCGUCUGCAGGUGCAAAUGUUUACAUAUCGUCAGUAUUCUCACGAACACUGUUUGGCAAGUAUCGCUGGUCUUCGCCGCCUGGCUCGGGAGUACGCCGACAACCGGCAUCUUACCACAGGGUAGGCAAGGGGGUAUCACAGUUGAGUGCGGGCAGACUCAAACUCAGACGCCGAUGUCUAUCAGUCUAAUAUCCGCGAACUAGGAUAAGCCUCAUGGAUCUAAUGAACGGUUUCGAAGCCCUUGAC
Messenger RNA from Verticillium dahliae VdLs.17, 665 nucleotides. RefSeq lists its product as uncharacterized. NCBI's taxonomy places the organism in Eukaryota, Fungi, Ascomycota, Sordariomycetes, Glomerellales, Plectosphaerellaceae. The transcript has a single exon. The record is from RefSeq and is a predicted model, not a curated record. The coding region runs from base 281 to 622 and encodes 113 amino acids.